Molecule: messenger RNA, 978 nt
Organism: Fusarium tjaetaba
Lineage: Eukaryota; Fungi; Ascomycota; Sordariomycetes; Hypocreales; Nectriaceae
Exons: 2
Coding region: 1-978 (325 amino acids)
Source: RefSeq, a predicted model, not a curated record
AUGGAUUCCAGAGAUAAUUACUCCGCAAUUGCCGAGGCGAAUAGGCAGCGGAGAAAGCUGCAGAACCGGAAGAACCAGAGAGCCCGUCGACAACGGAUUAAGGGUAAAGACUUCGAGAUAGAUCAAGUCUCGAGUUCGUUUGAGGUUAGGCGCUGGAGGGUCGACGAGGUUGAUAAUGGCCCUUUGCAAGAUAAGGACACCGACUCAACUGUCGUGUCUAACUAUACACUUCCUUUCACUAGCGAAAAUGCCACCGCUGUCCAAGCACCAUCAUCCACAGAUCAAACCGAUCAAAUCAUGACCAUACAGACAACCCAGCAGCCCAUAAAUAUCACCUUCCCUCUCCCCUCCGACCAACUCCUUCACCUCAUCCAGUUCAACGUCUACCGCGCCUUCAUCUCCAUCAAACGGACUAUAAACACUAUAUCACUUGACCCAACAACAUGUCCUGUAUUUGGCCCCUGUCUAGACGACACAACCCGCUACCCUCCAAAUCCCAAUAUUCCUUCUUCUCUGGCACCUACUGCACUGCAACUAUCUCAAUACCAUUUCCCCUGGAUCAACAUUAUGCCGUUUGCCCGUUUUCGCGACAAUCUUAUACGGCGGGAAGGCCGGUUUGAUAAUUUCGAGUUGUGGAGGGAUAUGGUUGGCGAUCUUAUGAGCUAUACUGCUGCACCUUGGCAGCGAGGAACACCUUUUAGCUUCUCUGCCAGUAUUCCUGAGACUGAGCAAUCACGAGGGCUGAUGUUGGAGAAUUAUAUAGAUACGGACGAGCUCACAGCUGGGCGUAACGGCCUCAUCAUCUGGGGUGAACCGCACGACAUGCACAGUUGGGAGGCCACACCUGGCUUUCUUGCUAAGUGGUCAUGGGCCGUUGAGGGAUGUGAAGAGCUCGUAGAUAUUAGUAACCGCUGGAGGACAAGACGAGGGGCGGAGCCAAUGCGUCUGUCGACGUCGGCAUUAAGAACGAAUAGCUGA